AUGGAUGUCCUUUUCACAGGGCACAAGAAUCCUCCCAACUAUAUAUGCAAUAAGAAGUGGAAGAUAAUGGCCAUCAUUGGGGAACUCUCCCCUCACAACACUAAGCAGAUGCCUCACAUCUUAAAUAUCUAUAAGAUGCUACAGCUGAGUUAUGGAUCCUUUGACCCUGCACUGAAUGACAAAUCACAGUUCCCUUCUGUCUAUCGAAUGAUCCCAAGCGAAAGUGCUCUGUAUGUUGGAAUUAUCAAGCUCUUUCAAAAUUUUGGAUGGACUUGGGUUGGCCUCAUUAUUUCUGAUGACAGUAGAGAACUGUUCCUGAGGAGUCUCAUUCAUCAGCUACUCCAGAACAGGAUUUGUUUUGCUUUUCAGGAAAUUAUGCCAACUUUGAAAAAGUAUUGGGAUCAAACAUUCCAGUUUAAUACUAAAUUGGCAAGAAUAAAGUGGGUCCUCUCAUCUUCUGAUACGGAUGUGAUUCUUGUUCAUGGGUAUGCACGAUCUAUGGAAGGCUUGAGAAUAGUUCUGUAUUUCAGCGAGUUUAAUGAAAAGAAGCCAACACAGAAAGUUUGGGUCAUCACAGCUCAGUGGGAUUUUACAUCUCCAUUUUCUACUGAGGUAUUUACCCCCAAAUCUUUUAAUGGCACUCUGUCAUUUUCACUGCACACAAAAGAAGUGAAAGGAUACGCAGAAUUUCUCCACACAAUAAAUCCAAAUGGAAAGAAUGAUUUUUACACCCCUUGGUUUUGGAUUUCCACCUUUGGAUGCUCAUUACCCCAAUAUGGUUACUAUAUGCCUAAUGCAGCCAACUGUACUGGGGAAGAGAAGUUGACCACCUUGCCUAACACCGUGUUUGAAAUAGGAAUGUCUGGUCAGAUAUAUAGUAUUUAUAAUGCUGUUUAUGCCAUCGCACAUGCCCUCCACGCUAUGUUUUCAUCAAGAACUAAAUGGAAAGCAUUAAGAGAUGGUGGCACAUGGGACCGUUGGACUGUCCAUCCUUGGCAGCUUCAUCGCUUCUUGAAACAGAUUCAUUUCAACAAUACUGCUGGAGAGGAAAUAUUUUUUGAUGCGAAGGGACAGUUGACAACCAGAUAUGACAUCAUCAACAUGGUCACUUUCCUCAAUCAGUCCCUCCGUCAAGUCCAUAUUGGAAGAAUUGACCCUCAGGCUCCUGCAGGGAAAGAGUUCCAGCUCUAUGGAAGAUCUGUUACAUGGAAUCCCAGGUUUAAUCUGAUGUCUCCCAGUGCCAUAUGCGUUGAGCAUUGCCAGCCUGGAAACAGCAAGACCAUUCGGGAAGGAAAACAGAUUUGUUGUUAUGACUGUCUACCAUGCUCUGAAGGAAUGAUUUCCUACCAGACGGAUGCAGAAAAGUGCAACCAGUGCCCAGAGGACCAGCGUUCAAAUAGGAAUCGAGAUGCAUGCAUUCCCAAACCUGUAAACUAUAUGUCAUUUGAAGAACCCUUGGGAAUUGUCCUGGCUUCUUUGGUUCUUUUCUUUGCUCUGGUUACUCUUGUGGUCAUGUGGACCUUCAUUCGACACAGGCACACUCCCAUCCUUAAAGCCAAUAACUGGACCCUCACCUGUGUCCUACUCUCCUCUUUGCUGCUUUGCUUUCUCUGCUCUUUGCUCUUCAUUGGAAAGCCUGGGGUUGUGUCUUGCAUUCUCCGGCAAACGUUCUUUGCCAUUGUUUUCUCUACUGCUGUUUCUUCAGUCUUGGCAAAAACCUUGACAGUAGUCUUGGCCUUCAUGGCCACCAAGCCCGGAAAUAGUGUGAGGAAAUACAUAGGGAAGAAUUUGGCAGUGCAAGUUGUUAUUUUUGCAUCUCUUAUCCAAAUUUCAAUUUGUGUUGUGUGGCUGACCAUCUCUCCCCCUUUUCCAGAAUGGGACAUAAACUCUCAGAUGGGAGAGAUUGUAGUGCAAUGCAAUGAAGGCUCAGAUGUGAUGUUUUACAUUGUUUUUGCCUAUAUGGGGCUUUUGGCCUUCAUAAGCUUCACUGUUGCAUUCUUUGCCAGGAAGUUGCCUGAUACUUUUAAUGAAGCCAAGCUGAUCACCUUCAGCAUGCUGGUCUUUUGCAGUGUCUGGAUGUCCUUUGUCCCCACUUACCUGAGCACCAAAGGGAAAUACAUGGUGGCUGUGGAGAUCUUCUCCAUCUUGGCCUCUAGUUCUGCAUUGCUGGGUUUCAUUUUUCUUCCUAAGUUCUACAUUGUUUUAAUUAGACCCGAGCUAAACAUC
Sceloporus undulatus (fence lizard) is the source of this 2226-nucleotide messenger RNA. RefSeq names its product vomeronasal type-2 receptor 26-like. Gene Ontology annotation, biological process: G protein-coupled receptor signaling pathway. The transcript has 5 exons. The record is from RefSeq and is a predicted model, not a curated record. The annotation marks the transcript as partial. Gene Ontology annotation, molecular function: G protein-coupled receptor activity. NCBI's taxonomy places the organism in Eukaryota, Metazoa, Chordata, Lepidosauria, Squamata, Phrynosomatidae. Gene Ontology annotation, cellular component: membrane.